CACAAAGCUCCGUCCUCGACUCCUCCUCUCAAAACUAUCCGACCAAAAGGAGAAAGAACCCUAAUUUUUCUGUCAAAUCCCCAAAAAAGAUCCGUCUCUCUUCUCAGGCUGUUCACAUACUUUUUCUCCUCCUUCAAAUUGGGAUGAUUCCACAUUUCGAAGCUGCAGAGAAUAACCGAGAGAGGGCUCCUCUUCCCCUUUCAUGUCUUCUCAAGUCGCUGACUUUCAUCAUGGGUCUCAAACCCUAAGAGAUUUUGUUUCCGCUUUUGAAUCUUCUCAAACUUCUUUCAUCUUGGAUCUCUCUUUCAAGCCCUUGCCCUGCUCUUAACCUUCUCCGUCGCCUUGUAUGUGCCGCCAAACAUGAGUGAUAAGAAGGUAUUUGUGUUUGGAUCCUUUACAGAACAUGAAACAAGGUCACUACUUGAGCAGAAACCCAUUAACCCUCCUCAAUGUCAUAAAGAAAAGUCUGUCAAGAGUAUACAAUUCGGCUCCUUUAAUCCAGUAAACAGCGCUAAUGGCGAGUUGAAGAAGGGUCCAGCUGAUGGUUUAGUUAAAUCUCGACCCUCCAGUUCUCAUAAGGAAGAUAAAAAAAUUCAGUCUGCCGUGACUCAAAAGAGCCUUGAUGCUUCUAGACCUUCAAGCUCUCAUAAGGAAGAUAAAACUUUUCAAUAUGCUGAGUCUCAAAAGAGCCUUGAUGCUUCUAGACCUCCCAGCUCUGAUAAGAUCAAUGAUAAUACUGCAAAAAAACUCUCUGGAAAACACUCUUCAGGAGAGCAUGUGGAAGAAAAUGGAAUAAUUAACGAGGUCUCUGAAAGAAACCCACCUCUCAACAACGGUGUGGCGGUGAAGGCAGCGGAUCAUAUUGGUUUGGAGAAGCUGUGUGUGUCAGAUGGUGAAAGUGAUUCUUUGUGUAUAGCUUCGAGCUCAAAAUUCCAAGCCCUGGACACGGAUAUUUUCCCAAACGAUUCUUCAUCUGGCACCACCAUACCAAGAAAGAAUAGCCAUAUGGUAUCUGCUGAAUCUAUUCCAGCCAUGAAAGAUUUUACACCGAGAGGAUUAAUAAACGCUGGAAACUUGUGCUUCCUCAACGCGACACUGCAGGCUUUGCUCUCCUGUUCUCCUUUUGUGCAGCUCCUCCAGGGAAUACAACUCCAAGCUAUUCCAAAGGCUGAGUCUCCAACCUUGGCUGCAUUUUCUGAGUUCAUCUCUGAGUUAGAUAUGCCAAGCAGUUCAAGCUUCAGAAAUAACGUUGCCGUUGUUGAGUCUGGUAGACCUUUUACACCUGCCAUGUUUGAAGGGGUGCUUAGAAACUUUACCCCAGAUGUACUCAACAACAUGUCUGGCCGGCCAAGGCAGGAAGAUGCUCAGGAGUUUUUGAGCUUUAUAAUGGACCAAAUGCACGAUGAGCUGCUGAAACUCAGGGAAGUGUCCCCCAAACUCAAUGCUUCGAAGUCCUCUGUUGUUUCUUCUGCCAACGAUGAUGAUGAAUGGGAAACAGUUGGACCCAAAAACAAAUCUGCUGUCACAAGAACACAAAGCUUUGUUCCUUCUCAGCUCAGUGAUAUAUUCGGUGGGCAGCUAAGAAGCGUUGUGAAGGCAAAAGGGAACAAAGAUUCUGCUACUGUACAGCCAUAUCUCUUACUUCACCUUGAUAUCCACCCAGAAGCUGUUAGUACAAUAGAAGAUGCAUUGCAUUUGUUUUCUGCCCCAGAAGAUCUUGAAGGAUAUCGAGCUUCGGUUACUGGGAAGGCUGGUGUAGUGAGUGCUAGAAAGUCAAUAAAGAUACAGAAACUCUCAAAGAUAAUGAUACUGCACCUUAUGCGUUUUAGCUAUGGAAACCAAGGGAGUACUAAGCUCCAUAAACGUGUUCACUUUCCCCUCGAUCUCAACCUAGGCCGCUACCUUCUUGUUUCUCCUUCCAACGGGGGGUUAAAAUAUGAACUUGUGGCAACCAUUACCCACCACGGAAGGGAUCCUUCGAAAGGGCACUACACCACAGAUGCUAGACGAAAGAACAAUCAAUGGCUUAGGUUUGAUGAUGCGUCUGUGACUGCCGUAGGGACAAAACAGGUUUUGCACGACCAAGCUUAUGUUCUGUUCUACAAACAAGUGUAAGAGAAUCAAAAGCAAAUCUAUUUACAUGGUCUGGGGAAAAGAGAGUAACAUUGUUUCUCCUUAUAAAAACUUUGAAGGAGAGCAACAUCUCAAUAGGUAAAUAGUUUUAGAGUACCUGGUUUACAUGAAAGUUUUGUUUUGGUUCCUUUGAGAUGGGAGUGUUUUUAUUGUGAUUCAAACGUUUAUUAUUAUUACUUAAUAGACUUGUAUUCAGAAAUUAUUGAUUUAUGCUGCCUAGUUUCUUGUUA
Molecule: messenger RNA, 2363 nt
Organism: Brassica napus (rape)
Lineage: Eukaryota; Viridiplantae; Streptophyta; Magnoliopsida; Brassicales; Brassicaceae
Product: ubiquitin carboxyl-terminal hydrolase 24-like
Exons: 7
Coding region: 361-2115 (584 amino acids)
Biological process (GO): protein deubiquitination
Cellular component (GO): cytosol; nucleus
Molecular function (GO): cysteine-type deubiquitinase activity; cysteine-type endopeptidase activity
Source: RefSeq, a predicted model, not a curated record